This is a messenger RNA of Mesorhabditis spiculigera, 369 nucleotides long. Lineage: Eukaryota; Metazoa; Nematoda; Chromadorea; Rhabditida; Rhabditidae. The record is from the annotation of a GenBank genome assembly.
AUGUCCGAAACGCCAAACGGAAGCGAAAAUGAUUUCUCCAACUACCAGCAAGAUGAGGCCCAAUUUUCGAAUGAAGGCGCGGAACCGACGGCGAAACGCACGAAACUGAGCCAAGCAUCGGGAAUUUGGGCUGCAUUUACACGCGUCGACAUGCGGAAUGUCUGCGACUUUUGCGGGCAGUCCUUCAGCGCCAGCUCCACGCGAAACGCUUGGACCCAUAUGAAGAAUCGCCAUCCCGACCUCUACGCCGAGCUACUCGCCCGAAAGCCGGAGAAGCCUGAAGCUCCGGCCCGAGCGCCCGUGCCCAUCCUCGAGCUGCCCCCAGCUAUUCUGAUCAACAACUGUGGAUGGGCUUGGCGUCGAUCAACG